AUGUCGAAUUCGGAACAAAGGAUAGUCGAGAGCCGAUUACAAAAUGGAAGUUUCGAAGUUGCGUCAGGUCUUGCGUCAGCCCAGGUUGGAUGUGCUACGGCCACAUUUAGGAACGACGUAAACACGAUACAAAAUUCAAACGUUUCAUUUCCUCUUCAAUCAAGUCAAGCUCCAGCAUUUACUGCCAUAUUUGAAUCAAAUACCAUAGCACCUUCGCCUCCUCAUAGCCGAUCCACUUCAACCAACCAGAUAUAUACCCCACUCGCGCUUGACACCACUUCUCGUCUUCAUCCAAAUAUAGAUCCGUCAUAUAGUCAGACCCCAAGUCCUUUAAGCGCGGGUCUGCGAAUACAAACCGAUAUCGUUCCUGGUUGUACAAUCACAUCUGCCAGCACAGGGACCGGAUUGACUGAACGCGAAUCUCCUGAUACCACCCGAAUACAUUCAAGAUCCGGCGGACCGUUGGGGAUGUCUCUCGCACGAACUCCGAGUGUCAAGAAUGUCCUGGCAAGCAGUAUAGGUAGUAACAAUUCUACACCAAACUCAGCAUUGUCGUCACCAAUGUUGAACGCAAUGGCAGAUGUUACUCCUCUACCCUCCCCACUCAUGUCGGGAGACUCGCCCGGACCUUGGAAACGACUUAACUCAAGACGAACUUCGCGCGAACAUAUGCUUCCAAUACAUUCGGAUGCGGCACUCAUCACAUCGAACGGCGAAUCGGUUUCCUCUGCGAUGGCAAAUCAACAAAAGAGAAGGGCAUAUCAUGGAUUAAUAACAAAUGCUGGUGAAUCUGGUCUGACGGAUGCGCAAGUCAAUCGAAAGAAGAAUGCGGAAGGACAUACUAGGAAUAGAAGUAUGAGCGAAUAUGUACCAGAUCCUAUACAGGUAUCAAAACCUCGGAAUAUUACCGUCUCUAGUUCGCACGCCCCAAUCAUAGAUGGAGCAGCAGAAUCGGUUCCACCAUCAGACAUGCAUAUGCGGAGAGAACCACAUUUAGCAGUCCAACGGGGAUUGGCUCCCAUACCGAGACCACCAACCCCACCAUCGAGUCGAACAGGAGGGGAAAGCAGUGAUAGUGAUUCGUCAUUGACUAAUAAUAUUCCAAGGGCUCUUCGGAAAUCAAGAUGUGAAUACUUUGAUGCAUAUACGAGGAAUGAUUCCAAACGACGAAGAUGGAGAGGUAUCAAAGUCUUAGGGCAAGGUACUUUCAGCAAAGUCAUUCUAGCGACAAGCCAAGUACAGGACGACGAAGGCCGCAUAGAUGAAGAUAAUGUGUUUGGAAUCGAAGGAAUAGUCACACCAAUUGAUGUAAAAGUCGACCGGAAAAAAUUGGUAGCAAUCAAGAUUUGUGAACAUGGUCCCAAAGGAGGGGCAUCGGAAGAAAGAGUAGAGAUGUCACUAAAACGUGAAUUGGAAAUUAUGAAAUCGAUACAUCAUCCUUCCUUGGUUCACAUCAAAGCUUGGAGUAUAGAAGACACGAGAGCUAUCUUAGUCUUGAGUUAUUGUCCCGGUGGAGACCUCUUUGAAGUGGCUAGUCAACAUAGAGAUGUUCUCGUCCCAUCGUUACUCAGACGUAUGUUUGCAGAACUUAUUGGAGCAGUCCAAUAUUUACACGAGAGACACAUUGUCCACCGGGAUAUCAAAUUAGAAAAUGUCUUGGUCAAUCUCCCACAACACGAACUCGCAAAACCUCAAGACUGGACUACAUAUCCCUACUCAAUUAUCACCCUCACCGACCUUGGUCUCUCUCGUCGAGUAGCCGAUGAUGAAAAGCUUACUACCCGGUGCGGAUCCGAUGAUUAUGCUGCACCAGAAGUUAUCAUGGGUCAACCAUAUGAUGGGCGCGCUACUGAUGCCUGGUCUCUUGGCGUCUUGCUCUAUGCAUUGCUGGAAAGCAGGUUACCAUUCGACCCCAACCCAGGAAUGUCAGAAGGACAUAAACAGCGAAGUCGAACGAGCCACAGGAUUGCGCGGAUGGAAUGGAGAUGGAUCGAAUAUUUUGGGGAGGAGGGUGAUCACGAUGGUGAUCCAGAAAAAUUCAAGGAAAAGGGAUUGGAGGGGGCAAUGGAAGUUACGGAAGGGUUGUUGAAGAGAGCAAGAAGCAGGUGGACUUUAGAAAAGGUCCAGGAUAAUGAAUGGGUUAAAGGAGGUGUGGAUGUAGAAGGUGGUGUUAGAUGGAGGGAGGAGUUUAUCCCUGAGGAAGUUAGAGGUGGUGGAGAAUAA
Molecule: messenger RNA, 2223 nt
Organism: Sclerotinia borealis F-4128
Lineage: Eukaryota; Fungi; Ascomycota; Leotiomycetes; Helotiales; Sclerotiniaceae
Source: the annotation of a GenBank genome assembly